AACUCGACCGUCCACGGUUCAGCACGUGAAAGUUGUAGAAGCUGCUGAUAGAUAAGAAAUAGGAUUAGGGUUAAGAGCUAGGGGUUUGAUUGAAGAUCUCUCGGUAUAAAUUUAAUAGUUGAAAAUGAUUUACGACGUGAAUUCUCCACUAUUCCGAUCCUUCCUCAGCCAGAAGGGUGGCUCGUCUGAUAAAAGGAAAACUGAAGAGCAGAAACCAAGGGAACAGAAGCCUAAAGCAAAUGAAAAUAAACCUGUUAUGACGGAAUGAUGGCUACAUGAUGUGAGCUUUAAUUUGGGUGUGAUUUCUAGAAUGCAUUCAAUAAUGUCUCUAGGAUACUACUACUAGAAUUUUCGUGUCAAUGCUGUGGCUGGAACCUUGAAUUUGUCGAAUUUAUUGGGUUACAAGCAUUUCUUGCAAACUGUUUGAAUUCAAAUAUCAGGAAUGAGCUGAUGUAUUAGCCUUCAAAUAUAUGUUAUUGUUUGUUCUUAUUGAUUA
Olea europaea var. sylvestris is the source of this 496-nucleotide messenger RNA. Its product is annotated as wound-induced basic protein-like. Lineage: Eukaryota; Viridiplantae; Streptophyta; Magnoliopsida; Lamiales; Oleaceae. The transcript has 2 exons. The record is from RefSeq and is a predicted model, not a curated record. The coding region runs from base 125 to 268 and encodes 47 amino acids.